Molecule: messenger RNA, 579 nt
Organism: Exophiala aquamarina CBS 119918
Lineage: Eukaryota; Fungi; Ascomycota; Eurotiomycetes; Chaetothyriales; Herpotrichiellaceae
Exons: 1
Coding region: 1-579 (192 amino acids)
Source: RefSeq, a predicted model, not a curated record
AUGUACGGGGACUCCAUCGUUGCGCUGGUCGCCUUCGCACUCUUCGCCAACGCCGCGCCUCUGGAUGCUCGUGCUGACCCAGUUUCCACACUUUACCCAAGCUACACCAGUCAAUACAACUACAAAACAGGCGCUGUCACCUAUAAAGUGCCGCAAGGUCUAGUCAGCCGUGCCACCAACAACGGUGGUGCCGACAUCAGCACUCUCGUCACCUUCGAACUCGACCAAAAAUAUGCACCCAACGAUUGCCAACUUGUUUUUGACCUCAUGAAUUCAAGCUCAAGCGUUGGCGGCUCGAAAAAAGCUCAACUCUAUACCGCCCUCGCCCCUGCUUAUACCAGUGCCGACUCCUGGCCAUCCGGCAACCUCCGUGACCAACAUCUCGGCUCCAUCAAUGUCGUUAAAGACGGUCGUGCUACCUGGGAAGCGGGAUCUGGCCCUCUUGCUCCCGAAGAUGGGUAUUUUGAUUGUGCCGACAUUGCUGGGCUGAUUUAUGGUGGCGAGAUUGUUCCCCAGGGUGAUGCGGUGGAGAUCAAAUGGCCUGCUAAGUUUGAUGGUCCUAAAAUCCUUGUCUGGUAG